AUAAUCACAGCUUUUUUCUUUGCCUUUUCCGCCCCCUCUCUCACCUCUCUCUUCUCCUCGGCUCCCUGAGGAGAGAUUUUGAAGGAGAACAUUCUGAACUGGGAUUCUCUCCAAGGGAAGACGAUGGCUGAGGCAAAUGUUGAUCAGAAGCCAUUAGUCCCACCUUCGGGCCGUAAGCUUCCAGACUUCAAGCAAUCUGUGAAGCUCAAGUAUGUGAAGCUCGGGUACCACUAUCUCAUCACGCAUGGAAUGUACCUCUUCCUCUCGCCUCUUGUAGUUGUGGUCGCCGCUCAGAUCUCAACUUUCUCUAUCCAAGAUCUUUACAACCUCUGGGAGCAUCUUCAGUACAAUCUUAUUUCAGUGAUCCUCUGUUCUACCCUCCUUGUUUUCCUGUCAACCCUUUACUUCAUGACACGGCCACGUCCUGUGUACUUGGUCAACUUCUCCUGCUACAAACCAGACGAUUCCCGAAAAUGCACCAAAAGGAUUUUUAUGGACCGAUCUAAACUCACCGGUUCUUUCACGGAGGAGAAUCUUGACUUCCAGCGCAAGAUUUUAGAACGUUCCGGUCUCGGGGAAGACACUUACUUGCCUGAGGCUGUCCUCAAUGUUCCUCCAAAUCCGUGCAUGGAAGAAGCUAGGAAAGAGGCAGAGACUGUGAUGUUUGGUGCCAUUGACGAGCUUUUGGCUAAGACAAAUGUUAACCCUAAGGACAUCGGGAUCUUGAUAGUCAACUGCAGUCUGUUUAACCCGACUCCUUCGUUAUCUGCCAUGGUGGUUAAUCACUACAAGCUCCGCGGCAAUAUACUCAGCUAUAACUUGGGAGGAAUGGGUUGUAGUGCCGGUCUGAUUUCUAUCGAUCUCGCCAAACAUCUUCUCCACACAAUCCCCAACACUUAUGCUCUGGUCAUCAGCAUGGAGAAUAUCACACUCAACUGGUAUUUUGGGAACGACCGAUCAAAGCUCGUCUCAAACUGUCUUUUCAGAAUGGGAGGAGCAGCUAUCCUUCUCUCGAACAAACGAUCUGAGAGAAGAAGAUCAAAAUACCAACUGGUUCAUACGGUUAGGACCCACAAGGGAGCGGAUGAUAAAUGCUUUGGCUGUAUAACACAAGAAGAGGAUUCGACCGGGAAAAUCGGUGUAACCCUCUCGAAAGAGCUAAUGGCAGUUGCUGGUGAUGCUCUUAAGACGAACAUUACGACGUUAGGACCUCUGGUUUUGCCAACAGCCGAGCAGCUCCUCUUCUUUGCAACAUUGGUCGGGCGGAAACUCUUCAAGAUGAAGAUCAAGCCAUACAUCCCGGAUUUCAAGCUAGCGUUCGAGCAUUUCUGUAUCCAUGCAGGAGGAAGAGCUGUUCUUGAUGAAAUAGAGAAGAACUUGCAACUGUCGGAUUGGCACAUGGAACCAUCGAGGAUGACCCUUUACCGAUUCGGCAACACCUCGAGCAGUUCCUUGUGGUAUGAGUUGGCGUAUUCCGAGGCCAAAGGAAGAAUCAGGAAAGGUGACAGGACUUGGCAGAUAGCUUUCGGGUCCGGGUUCAAGUGCAACAGCGCGGUCUGGAGGGCCCUGAGGGCCGUGAACCCAGAAAAGGAGAAAAACCCGUGGAUGAACGAGAUUCAUGAGUUCCCGGUCGAAGUGCCGAGGAUCUCGAAAAUCUAGAACAGUUAAAAAAAAACUCUGGUUUCAUUAUGUUGUAGAAAAUAAUUCUUGUGUACCUUUGCAUUUGUUUAUGAGUCAGUUCUCUUGAUUUCCCAUUCUUGACGUUGUAGAGUUUCUUGGGGUUGUGUGAUCUUUUUGGUUUUACCCAGCAAGGUUUGUAACCUUCUCUUUCACUUGGUGGGUUAUGUGUAUUUGGGAAAAGCCCAUGGUUUCACUCCACUACAUAAACUGUGAGGGCAUUUGGUGUUAAACGAUGAAAUCUUUAUGUUCA
This is a messenger RNA of Tarenaya hassleriana, 1930 nucleotides long. Its product is annotated as 3-ketoacyl-CoA synthase 11. Gene Ontology annotation, biological process: fatty acid biosynthetic process. Bases 124 to 1659 code for a protein of 511 amino acids. Gene Ontology annotation, molecular function: acyltransferase activity, transferring groups other than amino-acyl groups. NCBI's taxonomy places the organism in Eukaryota, Viridiplantae, Streptophyta, Magnoliopsida, Brassicales, Cleomaceae. Gene Ontology annotation, cellular component: membrane. The transcript is spliced from 2 exons. The record is from RefSeq and is a predicted model, not a curated record.